AUGGAAAAAAGCAGUGGUGUUGUAGAUUCGAGACGUAAGAUAAGAGCUCUUAGUGCCAUCUUAAAGGUAGCCAAGAAAAAUUUGUUGUCGAGCACGAAGUACGCGGCUCAUAUCGGCUACGAAUUCGCGGAACUGUAUAACUACGUGAUGCGUACGACAUCAGAGUACGCCAAUGAAUUUUACGAUGAACACGGCGAGUUCUUAACGGUGUACGAAGACGAGUCGGCCAUCGUCGUCAGGUCCCAGUUACAAGUAAAGCGUAUUUUGAUGCGGCCCACAUCCGUGUCCGACUAUAUAGUUAAAUCGAUUAUUUCGAUACCCUGCGGUGGAUCGUCGGGCGGCCUAAUGGUUACCGUGAGCGGUGAGCGGUUUACGCAAAAUUUCCUCUUGGAGUACCGACCAGAAAGGUUGUUGAGUUACGCCAUUGUGGUGUCCAUAACACAAUAUAUUUAUGAAGGACCAGCCACCUACCACCAGACUCCACUAACAACCUUCGAUAGUGGCGACGGCCAGGCUAUCACUGGCACCGAAGAAUCUUUAAACACGUCCGACCUUACAGAACUCGAAUAUUCGAUUUCCGAUAUCAUUAAUUUAGAAUCAGACUACGCAACCGACAACAUAAGAGAACCAGUAAUAUCUUCCGAAAUUACGCCUAUUAAGGAACCCGAUACCGCUCCCGAGAAUAUAGAACUUAAACCCGCCACUGAUAAUAAGAAAAUUAGGAAAUAUUUAAUUCAUUUUGUUCUGUUUUUAGCUGUCUGUUGGGCGGUGUAUAAAUACUUGAAAAAAAUGCGUUCCAUCUGA
Cinara cedri is the source of this 804-nucleotide messenger RNA. Lineage: Eukaryota; Metazoa; Arthropoda; Insecta; Hemiptera; Aphididae. The record is from the annotation of a GenBank genome assembly.